Messenger RNA from Ictalurus punctatus (channel catfish), 693 nucleotides. RefSeq lists its product as uncharacterized. Lineage: Eukaryota; Metazoa; Chordata; Actinopteri; Siluriformes; Ictaluridae. The coding region runs from base 148 to 471 and encodes 107 amino acids. The record is from RefSeq and is a predicted model, not a curated record. The transcript is spliced from 4 exons.
UUAUUUUGUUCUGGUUCCUGUAAAUGACAAAGCACAUAAAUAAAAGGUCACGACGCAUUUCGCUUUCAGUCUUUUCUUCCGACGCAGCCAGAAGAACCUCUACACUUCUGUACACCUAACACAGUGCUUGGCUGAGAUUUUGCUGUAAUGGCUCGCUUCAGUCUCUGGGUUGCAGCGUUGAGCCUGGUUUGCCUCAUCGCAGUGGUCACCUCCAACGAUGUUCCACAGAUGACCACCAGUGAGAACGUCUGUCCCCAGUUCUUCAAUGAAGGCUCCACCAUGACUAUUUCACGGGUCUUUGACAUGGUCGCAAUCAAAUUCAGGGAUUAUGUGCCGGACCUGGGCACUGAGCUGAUGCGUGACUUCAUGAAGUAUGCUGAUAGUGACCGGGAUGACCGUCUGAACCUAGCUGAAUGUCAGCAUCUCGUUGAUUUCAUCAAGCAUAGGACCCCAGUCCAGCAAAGAAAGUAGCUUAAACGUUUGGAUGUUAUAAAAGAAGCAGAUGCCUCAAGUGGAUUUUAACAGAUACACAGAAUAAGAGCUUAAAAUACUAGAUAGAUAGAUUAUAUGUAUAUAAUUUAUUUUGUAGCAAUUAGGAUAAUAUACUACAACUGACCUAAGUUUACUUAUAGGCAAGAGAAAGAUUCUGAUGUGACUGAUUCAUGCAGGAAUAAACUCUCAUUAAAAUGGGAA